Lutzomyia longipalpis is the source of this 3335-nucleotide messenger RNA. Its product is annotated as connectin-like. Gene Ontology annotation, molecular function: protein binding. The transcript is spliced from 4 exons. The record is from RefSeq and is a predicted model, not a curated record. The coding region runs from base 704 to 2260 and encodes 518 amino acids. NCBI's taxonomy places the organism in Eukaryota, Metazoa, Arthropoda, Insecta, Diptera, Psychodidae.
AGUACUCUCGGAGUGGCGGAAACGGAUGGUGUGUAAAUUGUCUGCAACACUUGGUGGGAAUAACUUGUUCGGCGGGCAUUUGUAUUCGGCACGCUCGAGUGUCCACAAUUUUUCUCUCUACCACCCACUCACCCCCCUUCAUUGUCUCCGGAGGGUUGAUCAAUCUCCCCCUCGCACACACACCCUCGGUGGAAAUCAAAAGCGGGGUGCACGCGCGAGGGAGACACUUUUGGGGCGGAAGUGAGACGCGAAAGUUCAUCCCCUUUUGCGAAACACUGUGUCUCCGUGGCGGGAAAAGAAUUAUGAAUUUUUCCCUCAUCCCCCGGAUUGUAAGUGAGAAGAAUACGAAGAACCCCUUCCUCAGCUGGAGAUGGCGCAUCAAGCCACCGUAUUGUGGUGCGUGAAGUGGUAGAUAUUAUUGAGAGUGCCGUAUAGCCCUACAAGCGCCCUGAACUUUCGAAGAAUAUACAAGGGUGGUGUGGAGGUACACACUGAAAGUAGGCGGGGGCUUGUACUAUCUCAAGUGGCUGAACUUCACACCUUGCCACCCCACACCCACACCUGGUUAAUUGUUGUGAAAGAAAAACAGUGGUGUGCAAUUUAUCUGGGCAAUUAGCACUUGUCGCUGGGACAGCACAACUGGUGGAGGAUUUAUCUGGAGCGGAAGUUAAUUGGAAAACAGGACAACGGACUGCGAAUCAUUAUGUGGCUACCGCAGUUUGGGUGGGUGUUGGCAAUGAUGAUGAGCUGCAUGUACUGUGUGGAUGGCACACCCGCAACGAGAACAGCAGCUGCCAAGCGACCAAAGUCAUCAUCCUCCUCCCAAGCGCCUACGAGAUCCCCAAUUGUGCCGGAUCUCUGCUCCAAAGCACCCGACAUGAAGAUAAUUUGUCACUGUGCCACAGACGCCCGACGGUUGGUAACUAAAGCCGAUUGCUGGAUCCUUGGCUCCGAUUUAUCACGCAAAGAUCCCAUUUGGGCUGCAUUCUACGCCCACACAUCCAUAACAGAGGUCAAAUUUAUCACAUUUGCCCAGGGCAAUUUAACAUACGUACCCAGUCGGGCUGUACGCAUCCUGUCGAUCCUGUCGAAGAUCAGUGUUUCCUUUACGCAAAUCACCGAAAUUGGCCCCUACGCCCUGUCCAAUGCCACACAUUUGGCCAAAGUUGAAUUCACAAAUAACACCCAGCUUAGGUCACUGCGGAGGUAUGCCUUUGCCAAUCACCCCGUCCUGUUUGAUGUCAAUUUAGAGGCAAACUCCAUCAGUCAACUUGAGCCGCAGACCUUUGUCAAUCUACCCCAUCUUGAGGUACUACGACUCGGCUACAAUAACAUCACCACCCUACCCGAUGAUGUAUUUGGUUCACUUGGAAAGCUCAAGGAGCUACAUGCGCAGCACAAUCAGAUUGCUCAACUAUCGCGAGAUAUUUUCAAGGGCUUGGGGAAUUUACUUAUGCUCGACUUAUCAUCGAACAACCUCACUUUCAUUGGGAAUACAGUUUUUGCAGAACUAUGGAGUUUACAGGAGCUUGCCAUGCAGAAUAACAAGAUUGAGCAAGUAUCCGAGAGAGCUUUCGAUGGCCUCAACAAUCUGCACACCCUGCAGCUGCAACACAAUCGCCUGAUCGCACUCCACAAUGGCAUCUUCACCGUUGUACCUGCCCUGAAUUCUCUGAAUUUGCUGGAUAAUCAACUGGAGACACUCACAUUCGAGAACCUCCAUCCAAUAUAUGAUAAUCUCAAACGAAUAAAUAGCGAACUCAACAUUGACGAGAAUAAAUUGAUCUGCGAUUGUCGCCUGACGUGGAUUUUUGAGUUCAGAAAUAUCACUAACAACACCAAACUCCGGCAUUCACUGCGAGAUCUCGAAUGUAUACUUGACCCCUCGAGGGCAGGUGGGGUGCAGAUUAUACCGAGGAAGAAGGUCAGGCUUGAGUACUAUGACACCGAUGAGGCUGAUACGGAGGAGGCUAAUGAGAUAAUUGCCCCGAAGACGCAUGUAAGUGAUCAAGGACCACGAGCUGUGAGAUUGUUGAGCUUGAUGAAGGAGCAAUUGCCAUGCCAUCAGGAGUUGCAGUACCCAACGGAACUCCCUAAGCCGCAGGAGUCCAUAAAAGUGAUCUCACAUGCAGAACGCGAUGAACUCCAUCAGACAACAUCAAGUAGUGGUACAGGUGUGUCAUUGGUCAGUGGUUUGGUCAUCUUAAUCGUGUCAAUCCAUGCUCUUACGGCACCACCAUUGCCGUCCGUCAUCAAUUAGUGCCCAGCAGUGGCAUAAGCCCGUUGGCCUGAGUAUGUGUCUGUGUGUGGCAAAUCGGAUUUGGCACCACACCAGGAUAUUAUUAAUCAGUAAAUUAUCAAAAUGGGGGCAAAUGUAGGGUGAGUGUUGUGAGCCCUGCUGAGCCAACGAAGUGUCUGUCUCUCUCAUGUCCAUAAAGUCUUCAACCCCAAUCAAAAUCCCCCAAAAUUGUGCGGGUGCUAAAGUGGAAAAUGGUGAUGAUGUUUUCCCCAUGAAAACCUCACACCAACAUUAUAUUCUGGAAUACUCUUCCUAAAAUCUACCAUGUUCCCCAUGUGUUAUCCAAAUGGGAAUAUGGGGGUGGUUUGGGAUGUUUAAAUACCAAUUCGAUUUGUUGUUGAAUGACUGUGUGCAAUUCUCCCAUGUGUGGCUAUGGAAUGGUGUGAUGUGCGCCCAAUAUACGACCCACAAGUGGAUUGUUUACAGACGAUUCCUUACUUCAUAUAUUGCUGUUGCAACAUCAACAAUUUUCCAUAUACACAACAUAACAUCAUACAAUCCCCUAAACUGUGUGUGUCUCCAAGGAAAAAAAAAUGACAAAAAAAAACUAAACUAAUGAUACAAAAACAAUGAUUUUAGGAUAAAUCCCCUCUAUUGAACGUAUUGCUAGGAAACGUUGAGCGAUAUAAAGGAUCCCCAGAGGCUACAGAUUGAAAAGGACUCCACACACACAUUGCUGUGGUGCCAGAAAGUGGGAUUUUAUGGCAUUUAUACCACAUUUAUAUCGUUCAAAGUGUCCCACAGUGAUAAAACUAAUCUAUUUUCCCUGAAAGCUCUUGUGCUACAACAUUUUGACAAAUAUUCACCCACAUUUCUCGCGUCUUUUUUUCCCGAUUAGUUACACAAGAGUUAUGAAUUAAAAAUUGAUAAAAGAAAAAAAUAAUAAAUGUGAGUGUACCUAUAAUCAGUAUUAAAAAUUUAAGGGAAAAAAUGAAAUUGAGAAUAUUUGUGAUUUUAAAUUUAUAAAUAAUGAUAAUAUUAAUUAUAAUAAAGAAAUAUGUAUACAUAUAAGAGUAUAAAAAUAAUUUAAAAACCA